UGUGUGAAUGCGUGUGUGGGUACCAGACUGCUCCAGCUGCCCUGAUAUCCUGAGCACAAACCCCUGUAUGUAAAGCCAUCUGCUCACAGCUGUGGAUGACCCCUGUCAAUGACAGACUCAGAGGGCUGACGUCUAGUGUCUCCCCCUUCUGGGGGGAAGCAGUACUUGAAGUGGAACAAUAUCUGCGGUGGAAGUCAGGUUUUCUCUGCGUGGAAGUCAAACGUGGAUCUCAUCAUAUUCAGAUGUGUGACCAAAAACACCAACUGCCUAUCACAUGGAUUCCCUGCAGAAGAGAGAAGAAAGGCAUAAACAGAACAUUACAUUCCUGGAACUCUGGAAGAAUCUUAUUGUUUUGCAGUGCAUAUUGUCUUUUCUGUUACUAGGUCCUGUUUGUGCCCUUAUUACCACCUGGCUAGUGUACAGCCAUUUAUGGCCCCUGUUUGCCAUCUACUGCAUCUGGUUGAUCUCUGAUUGGAAAACACCAGAGAGAGGUGGAAGAAGGUCAGUUUGGAUGAGUAGAUGGACUAUUUGGCAUUAUUUAAGAGAUUAUUUCCCCAUAAAGCUCCACAAAGCUGCAGAUAUAGACCCAAAACAUAAUUAUAUCUUCGGAUACCAUCCUCAUGGGAUCAUGAGCUUGGGAGCAUUCUGUAAUUUCGGCACAGACAGUACAGGAUUUUCCCACAUGUUCCCCAAUUUAAAGCCACAUCUGACCACUUUAGCAGGGAAUUUUAAGGUGCCUUUAUACCGAGAUUACCUACUGGCUGCAGGAAUGUGCCCAGUGACCCACUCCUCCAUAGACUACCUUCUGUCCUGUCACGGCUCUGGCAAUGCUGUAAUCAUUGUUGUGGGUGGGGCAGCAGAGGCAUUGAACUGCUCUAGAAAUAAGCAUAUACUGACCUUGAAGAAACGAAAGGGGUUUAUCAGGAAAGCCCUCACUAAUGGUGCAUCGUUGGUUCCCGUGUAUUCAUUUGGGGAGAAUGAGUUAUUUCAUCAGUAUCAAUUUGAACCUGGAAGCUGGAAGAGGAAACUCCAGGAAUCAUUCCAGCAGUGGGUUGGUUUUGCUCCCUGCAUCUUUUUUGGACAAGGAAUCUUCUCCAGUACUUCCAAAGGAAUAAUGCCCUUACGGAGAGCUAUCAACACCGUGGUUGGAAAACCCAUUCCUGUACCUAGGAUGGAGAACCCUUCUGAGCAGCAGGUGGAUGCAUAUCAUGCGCUGUACAUUGACGGUCUACAAGAGCUUUUCAAUACCUACAAAGAACGCUUCGGUCUACAAAAAAGUGACACUUUGUUGCUGGUAUGAGGACAUGAGUUAAAUGAAUCAUUGGACCAACAUUGAUGACAACAUAUUAUUACCUUCUUUACCAGUGGAGGACUCUGACAAUACAGAAUAUGUUGGCUUUCUGCAAACCAAGAAUUGGACGGCCAUUCAGCCUGACUGGAGCGAGGCAUAUUGUUCUGCUUUCUGGACACUGUUACAAAGAAGAGUAAAAUCAUGGGGGAAAAAACUCUAAGGCUUUCACAGUGUAUAACAAUAUCCAUCCAACUAAUAACAAGUCUUCCAGGGACGGGGGUUAAUUAAAUCAGUGUUCUACUGCCAUAUGACAAUUGUUUGUAUAAUAUAAUCAACACUGACAUAAUGGAA
Pseudophryne corroboree (corroboree frog) is the source of this 1642-nucleotide messenger RNA. Its product is annotated as diacylglycerol O-acyltransferase 2-like. Bases 275 to 1300 code for a protein of 341 amino acids. Gene Ontology annotation, molecular function: diacylglycerol O-acyltransferase activity. Gene Ontology annotation, biological process: triglyceride biosynthetic process; diacylglycerol metabolic process. The transcript has 9 exons. NCBI's taxonomy places the organism in Eukaryota, Metazoa, Chordata, Amphibia, Anura, Myobatrachidae. The record is from RefSeq and is a predicted model, not a curated record. Gene Ontology annotation, cellular component: endoplasmic reticulum membrane.